GUUCCACAAGGAGAGGGUUGAAAACCACUGGCCUAUGCAAAAACAGACUGAUAUGCUUUAUGGUUGGAAAAGUGGGCAUAAAAAUGGAGGACUCAAGUGUAAUUUAGUUCAUUUUGUACCUAUACCCCAGGCUGGGACCGUCCAAGCUAGUGUUGGAGAACAGGUGCUCCAGACAGACAACCAUGAUGGACCAAGGCUGCCAGCACUGGUGGACUGCACCAAGAAGAGCCCCCUAAAGGCCCCAGGCUGACCCAUCAGGCCAAGAUGGCCAAGGCCGAAAAGAACGCCAGAGAAGCCAUUGAGCUCAGAAAGGCUUGGGAGGCCAAUGCAGCGGCGAAAAAACCAAGCCGCCAAGUCGUUGGUGUGUUGGCGCUGCCGCCACCUCUUCUAUCUCCGAGGACCAGUUACACUAUCAAGAAGGGCACUAAAGUGACUAAGGUGGAGACAACAGAGCCACCAGACCCCUUGACACCUGAGGAUGGGAUGGGAAUGAACUCCUCUCCAUCUGUUGAUGACCCCCUGACCCCAGAGACCCCAGAGAGUGAUGUCACCUCCGAUGCCACUUUUCUGGCGGACCUACCCCGUGAGAUGACACCUGAGAAUGUAGAGGAGGCGUCCUCUCUAGAGGACUUCCUGAAGUCUCAKCCUCAGAGAAAGCUCCUCAGGAAGUUCCUCAAACAAAAGAAUGUGACCAUAGAGGACCUGGAAAACAUGUCCUAUGCGGUCCUCCUGCCAGCGAUAGCUCUGCUCAGGAUCUCCAGUCCAGAGUCACUCCACUCCUCCUGCCGGGGGUCAGGGGUGCUGAAGAUCGUCUCGGAGACGUUCCACCGGCGGGGCUCUGAGCCGAAGGGGAGGCUCCGGGGCGGGCAGCCCCCCACGCCCAAUUCUGAGACAGACAAGGAGAUUCAGGGUAUAGCAGACAUGGCUGUGAGUAACAUCAUGAGGAAUGCCCAGGAGGACCUCUUCUCUGGUAUGAAUGACCUGGAGACCACCAAUCCAUGCAUCACUCUGACCAAAGAAAAGCUCUCCAGCAUCUUCUCAGUGCUGUUCAGGGAUGCCUGUGGGAGUGCCCAGGAGGCCGCCAGACAGAUCCACCACAUGAGGUCCGGACGAGGCAACAACGGCCGGAAUGGGAGUGGCCCUGGGUCAUCACAGGUAUCGAGCAGGUCCAACAUACCAGAGUUGGCGUUAAAUCUCUGUCAGCUGGCAGAGUGUGUGGAUGCUCAGCCACUAUCUCUGGAACAUCCAAGUGUCCUGCUCCAACAGAAGUGGCCUGCACCCCCUUCCAGAGCAGGGCUGGAUGGAGGAGCAUAUUGGUUCAGUCCUAGGUCAGUUGUCCACCAUUGAGGCAGACAUGGGCGAGUUAGAGAAC
Messenger RNA from Salvelinus sp. IW2-2015, 1372 nucleotides. RefSeq lists its product as uncharacterized. NCBI's taxonomy places the organism in Eukaryota, Metazoa, Chordata, Actinopteri, Salmoniformes, Salmonidae. The record is from RefSeq and is a predicted model, not a curated record.